AUGAAAAAGCAGGUGGUUAUCGUAGGAGCUGGAGUCAUCGGUCUUACAUGCGCCUGGAUUCUGUCAGAAAAGGGCUUCGACGUGAAAAUAGUAUCAUGCAGACUACCUUCAAACUUCAAAGAUGAAACUGAUUAUGCUUCCCCUUAUGCAGGCGCUCACUUUAGGCCAUUCCCCUCCUCCAACGCGGGAGACCUCAAAGACUACCCUUUGACAAGAACGUCCUUCAACGUUUUCAAAAAGAUUUCAAAAGAAUUUCCGGAAUCUUCUGUGAAGUUUGUGAAAGCGAUAGAUUACGUUGAAGCCGAUGAGGAACCUUACACUACUCUUUCCCCCGGAUAUGCUGAAGGUCUUCAAAGUUUUGAAGUUUUGGAGAAAGAAGUGUUGCCAAAAAAUGUCAAGUUUGGUGCAAAAUAUGAUUCUUGGUGCCUCAACGCACCUCUUUACCUUCAGUUCCUGGAAAGAAGAUUGAGGAUGUUUUAUAACGUUGAAUUCAUUAUUGCAGCACUAGUUUCCCUGAAGGAAGUUUCACAAAUGUACCAAGGAAGUACCAUCGUUAACUGCACUGGAAUGGGGCUUACUUACAAGGGCGGGUAUGACAGCAACUGCUAUACUGUCUGCGGUCAAACUUUGCUUGUUCGAGCACCUAAAGAUUGCAUCUACAAUAAUCAAACAAUCACAUACAGACUUGCAGAAAAUAAAUAUUCGUUUGUCAUCCCCCGCCCGCUAGAUGGAGGAAUUAUAGUGGGAGGGACCAGGCAACCUGAAAAAUUGAGCCCAGUCCCUGAUGUUGUUACAAAGAAGGAAUUGAUUGCUAACGCAAUGAAGAGAUUCCCUGAACUCAUAGUUUUUCGAGACGGAAACGCUACUCUAGAUGUGAAGAAAGUUAAUGUUGGUUUCAGACCAAUGAGAAAAGGUGGUGUAAGAUUGGAAAAAGAGUUCACUGAAAAUACUCAAAUAGUUCACUGUUACGGUUUUGGCAGUUCUGGUUUUGAAAUGAGUUGGGGUGCUGCCGAACUAGUCUCAGAACUCGUUCAACGUCUACCAUCAAAAUUGUGA
Pichia membranifaciens NRRL Y-2026 is the source of this 1056-nucleotide messenger RNA. RefSeq lists its product as hypothetical. NCBI's taxonomy places the organism in Eukaryota, Fungi, Ascomycota, Pichiomycetes, Pichiales, Pichiaceae. Bases 1 to 1056 code for a protein of 351 amino acids. The transcript has a single exon. Gene Ontology annotation, molecular function: D-amino-acid oxidase activity; FAD binding. The record is from RefSeq and is a predicted model, not a curated record.